AGAGAAUCCGCAGCUGCAACUUCGUUGAGAGCCUUUGAGCCCAGGCGCAGCCGGGGAUCGAGCUGCCGUCACCGCGGAGCCGCGGCUUCCCCGGCCCCGGCCUCAGCCCAACCGGCUUGGCCAUGGCAGCUGCCGCCACUGCGGCGAAUCUGGCCCCUGUGGUCCCUGCCCGUCGCUGAGCAGCCGUUAAGCCGCCAGCCCACCCUACAGCCGGAGCCGCCGCGGCCCAGGUUCGGCACAAGUUUCCGCCCCUGAAGAAGCAGGAGGCGAAAGCUGGAAAGGACGGACGCAGGGUGUAGGAAGCCCCUGGCCCACACGCCCGCGAUGUGGGGCCGUUUCCUGGCCCCCGAAGCCAGCGGCCAGGACAGCCCUGGCGGGGCCCGUAGCUUCCCGGCGGGCCCAGAUUAUUAUUCAUCAGCAUGGUUACCUGGUAAUGAAUCAUUGUGGCAGGCCACAACUGUUCCAUCUAACCAUCGAAAUAACCAUAUCAGGAGACACAGUAUAGCUUCUGACAGUGGAGACACUGGCAUUGGAACUUCCUGUUCUGACAGUGUGGAAGAUCAUUCAACUUCAAGUGGCCCGUUGUCUUUUAAGCCUAGUCGAUCACUGGUUACUCUUCCCACUGCCCAUGUGAUGCCGUCUAACUCCAGCGCUUCAAUUUCCAAACAUAGGGAAUCAUUAACAUCAGAUGGCUCAAAAUGGAGUACAAGCUUCAUACAAACUUUGGGAGACCACAGUACGGGGGAGCAGGACUCUUCACUAGACAUGAAGGACUUCCGGCCUCUUCGGAAAUGGUCAUCUUUAUCCAGACUCACUGCCCCAGAAAACUGCAGCCAAGGUAGCACUGUACACAAGGAAGAAUUGAGGAAUGGUUUGGAAAAGACAGGAAGAGGCAAGACUUUAACAUCACAAUUAAGGACUAUUGGGCCUAGUUGCUUACAUGACAGUAUGGAGAUGCUUAAGCUAGAGGACAAGGAAAUAAAUAAAAAACGGUCAUCAACUUUGGAUUGCAAGUAUAAAUUUGAGAGUUGUAGCAAAGAUAACUUCAGAGCCUCUUCCUCUGCUCUUAAGAGACAGACCUUAGAUAUGACAUACAGUGCCUUACCUGAGAGCAAGCCCAUUAUGACAAGCUCAGAGGCUUUUGAAUCUCCAAAAUAUUUAAUGCUUGGUCAGCAGGCAGCAAGUGGAGUUCCCAUUCAGCCUUCUGUGAGGACUCAGAUGUGGCUUACAGAGCAGUUAAGGACAAACCCUUUGGAAGGUAGAACUACGGAGGACUCUUAUAAUUUAGCUCCUUGGCAACAACAGCAAAUUGAAGAAUUUCGACAAGGAAGUGAAACACCAAUGCAGGUUUUGACUGGAUCAUCUCGUCAAAGCUAUUCACCUUCUGGCUUUCAGGAUUUCAGUAAAUGGGAAUCGGUGCUGAAAAUAAAAGAAGGACUUCUAAGACAGAAAGAGAUUGUAAUUGAUCGGCAAAAGCAACAAAUCACCCACCUACAUGAGAGGAUAAGGGAUAAUGAACUACGGGCACAACAUGCCAUGUUAGGGCAUUAUGUAAAUUGUGAAGAUUCUUAUGUGGCUAGUUUGCAGCCACAAUAUGAGAACACUUCACUCCAGACUCCAUUUUCGGAGCAGUCAGUGUUGCAUCCCCAGCAAGAGGAACUUGAGCAGAAGCUUGCAUCUACUGAAAAAGAGGUUUCACAGCUCAAUGAAUUUCUCAAGCAAAGAAUAAACCAAUUCAGUGAAGAGAAGAAGAAACUGGAGGAAAAGCUUAAAACCAGAGAUAGAUAUAUCAAUAGCCUGAAAAAGAAAUGCCAGAAGGAAUCUGAACAAAACAAAGAAAAGCAGAGAAGAAUUGAGACCUUGGAAAAGUAUCUGGCUGAUCUUCCAACUCUAGAUGAUGUACAAAGUCAGAGUCUACAGCUUCAGGUCCUAGAAGAAAAAAAUAAGAAUUUGCAAGAGACUUUGCUAGAUGCAGAAAAAAAGCUCGAAGAGAUCAAAAAACAAUGUCAAGAAAAAGAAGCCCAGUUAAUUUGCCAGAAAAAGAAAGAAAAGGAGUUAGUAUCUUCCUCAAUGCAGGGCAAACUUUCUAAAGAAAAAUUAAACACACAAAAGAUGAUGGAAGAACUGGAGAGGAAAGAGAGAAACCUGCAAAGAUUAACAAAAGCACUGCUUGAAAACCAAAGACAAACAGAAGAGACAUGCUCUUUAUUGGAUCAGGGCGAGGAAGCAGACCAAUCUAGGCAGCAGACAGUUCUUUCUAAACGGCCACUAUUUGAUUUGACUGUGAUUGAUCAGCUGUUCAAAGAAAUGUCCUAUUGUUUGCUUGACUUGAAAGCAUUGUGCAGUAUUCUUAAUCAGCGAGCUCAGGGCAAGGAGCCUAAUCUUUCAUUAUUACUGGGAAUUAGAUCAAUGAAUUGUUCAGCUGAAGAGACUGAAAGUGACCACAGCUCAGAAACACUUGCUAAAAGACUGUCAGAUGUGUGCCAGUUACGGAGAGACAUUGAUGAAUUAAGAACUACAAUAUCAGACCGCUAUGCUCAGGACAUGGGAGAUAACUGCAUAACCCAGUGAUCAAGUGUUGGUCCCACAGCAAUAAUGACCCAUUGUUAAAUGCUGCUGAGUUAGAGUUCUUCAUAUUUCUUUUUAAG
Molecule: messenger RNA, 2648 nt
Organism: Marmota flaviventris (yellow-bellied marmot)
Lineage: Eukaryota; Metazoa; Chordata; Mammalia; Rodentia; Sciuridae
Source: RefSeq, a predicted model, not a curated record